Spea bombifrons (plains spadefoot toad) is the source of this 994-nucleotide messenger RNA. It is a transcript of the gene CRISP2, whose product is annotated as cysteine rich secretory protein 2. NCBI's taxonomy places the organism in Eukaryota, Metazoa, Chordata, Amphibia, Anura, Pelobatidae. The coding region runs from base 30 to 875 and encodes 281 amino acids. The record is from RefSeq and is a predicted model, not a curated record. The transcript has 9 exons.
GGAAAUUACCCUCCCAUCUACAAGGAAAAAUGCUGUUGCUUGCUUUCCUGUGUCUUUCACCGUUCCUGCAGUCCUGUUUUGCAGAGUAUGAAGCCAUAUUACCGGCGUGGCCAUCAGAACUGACAAAUGCGAAGAACCGAAACACCUUGCGUUUAGAAAGAGCUGGAAGACCUGUCACAAUACCAGUGGAAAACAUUAAGAAAAUGGAAAAUGUGCCAUUAUCAUCACUGUCGACAAGUAAUCCAAAUAUCAGAAGUAUGAUUAUUGACACACACAACUCCUUGAGAAAAAUAGUCAAUCCGCCCGCACGUAACAUGCUGAAAAUGGUCUGGAAUGAUGAGGCUGCUAGAACGGCAGAUAAUUACGCCAAAAUGUGUUUGCCGAAUCACAGCGAACAAAAUCUCAGAAAGAUCACAAAUUUUAAUUGCGGAGAAAAUUUAUUCAUGUCAACUUUCAAAGCCUCCUGGGAUGAUGUCAUAAAAUCAUUUUACAGUGAAGUUGUAGAUUUUGAAUAUGGAAAAGGAGCUAAAACUCCUGGUGUAGAGAUUGGCCAUUAUACACAGUUGACAUGGGCUACCUCACGCCAGGUUGGCUGUGCUAUUAACUAUUGCGCCAACAAUAACCUCCCAUACAGAUUCGUCUGCCAUUACUGCCCUCCGGGAAACAAUCUUAGCUCAAUGGGAUACCCAUACAAAUCUGGACCUACAUGCGGAGACUGUCCAGCGGCAUGCGACAACGGCCUCUGCACAAACUAUUGCAGUUAUCAAGACUGGUUUUCAGACUGCUUUAAAUAUUAUCACGGGCAACAAUGUGAUGCAUCACUUGAGAAAGAUUGUCCCGCAACCUGCAAGUGCACAAAUAAAGAGAUAAAAUAAAGCAUCUGAGAAUAAUUUACAUCAUACCGAUAGCAUUUAUAGAAUUUUAGAGUAUUUUAAUUAUUAUGUUUAUGUGCCGUUUAUUUAAAUACACAAGCGAUUACCGUAUGAAUUGUGAU